CACCAGUCGUGUCAAAUAACUCUAGCAAAUAUAUCGUCACAAUCUGCUUCUGUGUCUACUGUCUACACAAGUUUUUAUCAUCUACAGACAAGUUUUGAACGGAAAUGGCUACAACAUCGAUAAGGUGCAUCCUUGUCCUAUUUUUGGCUACCGUUUGCUGUCAGCGUCAAUCAGACAACCCCGGCGCUUCUUCUUCUUGGGCUAAACUGCAAAUCUCACCCGAUACGUUAAGUUCCAUGGAGUGCGGCAACUUUCUCGUUGAAAUUUACGAACACGCCAACAAUCACAAGCUAACGACAACAGCCGAUGAGAAAAAGUAUUUCUAUUCACCCAUUGGGCUGUUGGACCACAAAAGUGUCGUGAGUAGAUUGAACCGGGUGACGAAACAAUCAGAGAUGAGAUUCCGCAUUGAAAUGUGGAACGACAAAGUCCAAAAUGAAGUGGUCAAACAUUUGAAUGAAAUCGUCGGCCACGAAAUCAAAUCCAAUAAAGUGAGAGUCAUUCCCUUGGAGAAGGUCCUUCUGGCCAGCGAAAUACCCACGGACAAUUAUUCGCUAUCUCCAGUGUGGAAGAAUUACGACAAGGGCAAAACCCUUUGGUUUUCUCUUUCGUGUAACGAGCAGAAAGUCUGCGACGAACUGGCCAAUGAAAUGCGAUCGGAUCCCACUCAAUUCGACCAUUUCAAACUCCUCUACAGUUUGUCAUCGCAGACGUCGCAAACCAAACAGGCGGCCAUCAAUAUCGACAGUGUCACUUCCGGUCGAAUGGUUUCGACUCUUUUACAGAAAUUUGGAGACAAAAAGGAGAUUUUUCUGACGGCCAACGACGAGAAGAAAAUGUUGGCGGAAACGGCCACCAACAUCCGAAUGGACACAUUUGACGACUCCGAGGUUGAGUCUCCCGAAACGGAAUCCCAAAUUUUAAGUAUUUUAAAGGAUUUGCUCGUCAGCACAUCCAUCUUGACUAUCAAAGGGCAAAGUGACAAAAUGUGGGACUCUGUUUUUUGGAAUGAAGACCAUUACCGGCCGGACAAGACGACGAAAACUUUAAAUGAAAUCCUAAACCAACUGGACACGGAAACUCAAAAGAAAUUGGCGGGAAUGUUUCAAAAAGCCGAGAUGAGGCAAUCAGAAACCACAGAAAAAUUUAUUUCGAGUAAUCAAGACGCGCAGAAAAGACGAGAGGAACAAACUCGUCGCGAAAAUCAAACGAAAGAUGCGAAUGGAAAUGAAAUGAGAAGAUCGCAAGCAACUGAUCAAGAACAAUCAAUAAGUCGCAAUCAAACUCGCGAUGGCAAAUCGACCACCAGCAGAGAUGACAUCACCGCAGAUGACGACGUUCAAAUUGCGACCAAAAAUAGUCACACGCAUAAGAUGGACAAAGAAAACGUGAAGUGGGAAAUCGCCAAGAAGAGUUCGAAUGAACUGAAUAGAAAUUUAGAGAAUAAAGAAAAAAUCCAACACAAUUACGACUCAAACAGUUGGGCUGACAUAGACAGAGUCAGUUCAACAAUUUCAGGGAAAAUGGCAAACGAUUUCGAUGGCUCCCGGAGAGUCGAAAUUGUAAAGGAAGACGUUGGAAAAUUAUUACAAGAAAGUAGAAAUCACGUCCAAUGGGACGGAGAGAAAUUCGUGCCCAAACCCAUGCAACUGAGCAGAAUCAAUUUGGGUAAAUUUCGUGACUCUCGGUCGUUUCAGGAUCGCCACGUCCGUGUCCGUUACACGACCGCUGAACUGUCGGCGCCGAUAAAAAUUGCGGAACACGCAGAAUUGACCGUCACCGACGAAUGGAACAAUUUAAAGGAGGAACUCAAAGCCACUACUGGCCUCUUCAGCACAACUGAGAACAACUUGGUGAAAACGAAUGCCGAAAUGAGAAAUCUGAAGAGCGACUUAACUAACACGCGAAUUGAUUUAACUAAUGAAUUAAAAGGGACAAAAGAGGAGUUGGAGAAAACCAAAAUCGACUUUGAGGAAACGAAGAUCAAUGUCCAUAAUCUAUCUACAAAGUUAAAUGAGGCCACGCAGGAGUUGGUGAAAAUGAGAGCAGAUUUCAUCAAAACCGUCGAUGAUUUAUCUACCAAAUUAAAUGCGACUAGUAAAGAAUCGGCAGAAACGAAAAUCACGUCCAAAAAUUUGUCAACUGAACUCAAAAAUUGUGUAGCGAAUUCGGAUCGAUUAGGUCGAGAAUUAAAAGUUGCUGAAGAAAAUUUUAAAAAAGAUUUAAAAGCAACCUCAACUGACUUGGAAACCACGAAAACAAAUUUGGUCUCAGCGAGAACAGAAUUGAACAGGACAAAGUCCGCCGUUGCGGAUUUGGCAAUCAAAUUAAAUGUGAAUUUGCAACGAUUUGGUUACGAACUAAAAACUGCCGAAGACAAUCUGAGAAAAGAAUUUGGAGCAACCUCAAACGAUUUGGAAACUGCAACAACAAAUUUGGCCUCAACGAGAACGGAAUUGAGCAACAUCGUUGCGGAUUUGACGACCAAAUUAAAUGCCCGAACCAGUGAAAUAGUUGACAUUGGUAAAAUGCCAACCUCUUGUUGGGAUCUGCAGCAAAUGGGACAUAAGCUGAGCGGAUUCUUUUUGGUCAAAGGAUCAAAGAAGAUGGAAACGCUUUACUGUGACUUUUAUCCUAAUCAAAAUGACAAACAGAAAUGGAUCGGAUACGCCGACGUCAAAUCAGCGCCCGUCCAUUUCUACGUCCAGCGAAAUUCUGAAUUAAAAACCAAUUCUGAAUUGAAAACAAUUCCGAUUCCGUUCGAGUUGGUGCGGGUGAACGAGGGAAAUGCCAUGAAUUUGGCAUCGGGGAAAUUCACGGCACCGCGACCAGGAAUUUAUUUCUUCUCUUUCACGGGACUGGCGCGUCUCGAAUCAUCCCAAUUACCUGUUGGGUUUGCUUUUUAUCUCUAUUUGAACGGGAGUCUAAUCGGGUCGAGUUACGUUCGCGAGGCGAGGAGCCCCGUUGAUCAAUUUAGUCCGUUGACCGUCCAGUCGACGGUGACUUUGAAACAAGGCGAUCAAGUCUGGGUGGGGAUUGGUUUUAGCAGUAGUUCAUCCUCGUAUUUGUACGACAACAGUGAUUACCACAACACCCAUUUCACGGGUUUCAUGUUGGAGGAGGAAAUUGUGGCGUCCCUUUGAGGUUUUGGGUCCAAAAUGAACGUCGACACAAACAUUUGGGGAAGGGAAGAUAAUUUGAUGCUUAUUCAUUAAGCGAUGGGUAUUUCUUUCCGAAAAUUAAACUGAGGAUGCAAAUAGACCAACUGAAUACACUAACCAAUUUUCAAGUU
This is a messenger RNA of Daphnia pulicaria, 3292 nucleotides long. Its product is annotated as putative leucine-rich repeat-containing protein DDB_G0290503. The coding region runs from base 105 to 3143 and encodes 1012 amino acids. NCBI's taxonomy places the organism in Eukaryota, Metazoa, Arthropoda, Branchiopoda, Diplostraca, Daphniidae. Gene Ontology annotation, molecular function: protein binding. The record is from RefSeq and is a predicted model, not a curated record. The transcript is spliced from 12 exons.